Messenger RNA from Malaclemys terrapin pileata, 3506 nucleotides. It is a transcript of the gene DBF4B, whose product is annotated as DBF4 zinc finger B. The transcript is spliced from 13 exons. Gene Ontology annotation, biological process: regulation of cell cycle phase transition; positive regulation of nuclear cell cycle DNA replication. Gene Ontology annotation, molecular function: nucleic acid binding; protein serine/threonine kinase activator activity; zinc ion binding. Bases 74 to 2485 code for a protein of 803 amino acids. NCBI's taxonomy places the organism in Eukaryota, Metazoa, Chordata, Testudines, Emydidae. Gene Ontology annotation, cellular component: nucleus; Dbf4-dependent protein kinase complex. The record is from RefSeq and is a predicted model, not a curated record.
CGGGGCGGAAAUUUAAAUCGGCCGCCGCGGCCGCCGUGAGGAGAAGGCGGCGGAGCGGGGCGGAGCAGGUAGGAUGGGCUGUCAAUCCGAGAAAAGGCAAAGGCGGCCCCCAGAGAAACAGCAGGAGGUGACUGGGUCAUCCAAGAACCUGCCCUUCUUAGGAAAAUCCUUCUACCUGGACCUGCCGAACAACAAGCAUGUGGAGUUUCUGGUGGUGACAAUAAAGCAGCUGGGUGGGGUGAUUGAAAGCUUCUUGAGUAAAGAAAUCAGCUAUGUGGUUUCCAGCAGCAAAGAGGCCAAACUGGACAGCGGGCCUCGGAGACAGACUGAGAAGCAGAGCAGUGCAGCUUCAGGGGAUGCCAAGGCAAAGACUCUGCCCAAAGGGAGCCAUGCGGGGCCUCACCACAAGCCAGCAGAUAGUGCUCUGAUCAGCAGGGGGAAGGAGCUGCUGCAGAAGGCCAUGAGGAACCAGGACUCCAGCAGUGGCAGUAGUAUCCUUGCCAAUGCUCGCUCCUGGGGGGUUCGGAUCUUGCAUGUGGAUGAAAUGAUGGCCUAUGUGCAGCAGCUGCUGUUCCGUGUGUCAGGAGCAAGGAGGCAGAGUGAGAAGAUGAUGACACUAGACCUGGAUGCAGUAUUCCAGCCGCACCAAUGGCAAAUAGAGGUGAAGUGUUUCUCAGUGGGGCCAGGAGUCCUUAAAGUGGGAAAACUGAAGCCCCCGUUUCUGAAGAUUGAGGACCGGAGCAGGAAGUUCCGGCCCUUCUAUCACCAAUUCAAGAGCUUCCCUGACCUGAACUUCCUGGCACCAAAUAGAUCCAGCCCAUUUGAGCCUCUGAAAACCCCCUCAAGCUCCUGCAGAGUCAGAGCCCCCGAGGGCUGUCUGACGCACAGUGAGAGAGAGAGGAGCCCCCGGUCCAGCCCAGCCGCCGCGCCCAAGAGGAGGAAGGGGUUUUGUGAAUGCUGCCAGGAGACCUUCGGGGAGCUGCAGAUGCACCUCCAGAGCCCCCGGCACAGGCGGUUCGCGCUGGACGCCUCUCGGUAUGCGGCCGUGGAUCAAGUCAUCGCCCAGCUCACCAACGACUUUGCAGAGAUCCCAGCCUGGUCCUCGCCCCCCAGGGUGCCCUGCUCUCCUGUGGCUGACGAGGAACUUUGUGGCUCUCAAGCAAAGGCUGUGGAAGGCCUGGGCACACCAGCUGCAGAGCUGGGACAGAAGCACCAGCUGGCCAGGAAGGACCAAGCAGAGCUGCGUCUCAGUGCAGUGGCCAUGCUGGGCAGGGAAUGCUCCAGGGGCCCAGAGGAGAUGCCAAAGGAGAAGGUCAGCCAGCUCCCUCCUGCUCAGGAAUUGCCAGCUGGGCACCCCCUGCUGGGGCUACGGGCUGAGAUGCUGCGAGCCAGGCCAUCUGCUAGCCCAGGGCCAGCUGGGAGGGCCCAUGCUUGGUGUCGGAACACGGACCGAUCUGCUGUUGGCAGCAGCCCCCACUGCACUGUUGUCUUAGCUACUGCUCCUGAUCUCAGCCGGUGGCCCCAGGCCAGCGAUGGAUUGACUGGAGAGGCAGCUGCUUGCUCCCCUGAACUUGUUCCCCAGGAUGCGCUCGAGCCCCUGAGUCACCCCCUGGGAGCAUCACCCCGCCCCAGGAAACGCAAACUCUCCGCCAGCCCUCGCCCGCGGCUGGGAAAGAAGCCGAGGAUCCGGCUGAGCAGCGACGCCCUGCAGCUGGAGAAGCAGAUGGGCACGGAGCACUGCAGCUCAGUUCAUCGGGGUGCGGAGGGGGCUGCUGGCACUGCUCCAUCUGGUGCUCCUGGAGCAGAGCUCUUGCUGCUUUCCAGCAGGCUCUGCAGCUUCCCUGCCUCCGGGAGGCCUCAGGACAGUACCCGUGUGCUGCCCGAGCCUGUGCCCAUGGCUAUAGACGACACCGAGGCCACCCUGGCAAGCACAGCCACUCAGCAGAGCUGGGAGAGAGGGACUCCAGAGGGGCAGCCUCCAGAGAAGGCCCCGGAGCCUCCCUGCUGUGUGGCUGGCUCUGGCCUUGAGCUGCAAUCCCCUACCUGGGACAAGGCCAGCUGUUCUGCAGUCCAGCCGGCCCUCCCACGCCUGCCAAUCCCCCAGGCCAGGCACUUGUGCUGUACUGAAGUAGCUGAAGGUGCGCCACCCACCAGCAUAGACCUUGGUGAAAGCAUCCUCCAGCCGGCCCCGAAUCUGGGGCCAUCACCCUCUUCUUCCGAGUCGGACUGGGACGGCCAACUGCUCUGCUCACUGGACACGCUGCAGGGCACCAGGAACCGGCCGGUAGACCUGGAGGUGCUCCGGAGGACCUGCAUCAGCGUCCGAGACAGCGGCUACGAGUCCCAUCUCUACUCGGUCCUGAAGCAGAAGUCUGAGCUGGACUGGGCAUGCAGAGAUGACCAGAGCUGUCGGAACUGUCGCGUGGAAACGGAAGGAGCCCCUUUCGCUGUCUUUGAGGCCUGCCUGGGUAGCUGGACCAGCUAGCCACUCGCUGCACAGACCCCUUCCAGUGCUAGAGCUCCCCCCACUUCCCCAAGCUCGGCUGCAAAGGGAGCCUCCCCAUGGCUCUGGCAAACCGCCUUCCCCACAGCCAUCAGAAGGCACAAGCCUGCCUGGAGCCAGUCUAUGGGCACUGGAAUAAGACCCGUGAUCAUUACUGGCUGCAAAUGGAGGGUGGAGCUGAGCCUGGAGGCUUCGGGCAAGAUUUGGUUCACUUGCUUGUGAGUCUCGGCCGCAGGCUGGGCUCUCCAGCAGGGCCAUGCUAGCCCUGUCUUUCCAUGGGGACAGACCACGGCCUGGCCAGGCCUUGACCAGCCGUGGCCUGGCUCUCCUCUCCCCUCAGUGGAGCGACCAGGAAGCAGACUCCCUUGCCUAGACUAGACUGCACCAUGUGUCCAGCUGCUCGACAGUGGCUUUUGAAGGGCCUGUUGCGUUUCAUUAGCACUGCUCAUACAUGUAUCUCCUGUGCUCUCAAUCACCCUCUGCAGCCUGCCCCUGGCGGAGGGGGACGGGAGCACUUAGUAGCAGGAAAACAACAUUCCCUUAGCCAGUGGCCUGGCCUGGCUUAGCAAGUGUGCAGCUAGCCGCUGCAGGGCUGGUGGAGGUGGGAUGCACCCCUAGUCUGAUCUGCAGCCGGAGCAGGGGUUUUCUCCUCUCUUCCUAUGCAGCAGAAAGGCAGGCAGUCAAUGCUGCCGUUCUCUCGCCCAGAAAGAGCUGCUGUCCUCUAGAAGUGACUCUGCUCUGAGCUCCCGCCAGCGUUCCCGGCUCUUUCUGCAUCUCCCUGGCCCCUUCCUACUUGUGGUGCAGUUAAUGGGGAGGGGGGGGGAAAUGAGCUGCUGUCUGGAUCGAUUCCUCUUCCUGUUUUAGCUUCUGCUCUGUUCCAUGGGGCCACGGCUCCCUGUCUCUUGUCACCACUGGCCAUUGCAGAUGAUUGUGUUUAAAACUUCCUGCUUGUUUUAGAAACAAAUUAAAACUAAAAUAAACUGAGUGUAACGAUCCAGUGUGA